Molecule: messenger RNA, 645 nt
Organism: Zea mays
Lineage: Eukaryota; Viridiplantae; Streptophyta; Magnoliopsida; Poales; Poaceae
Exons: 4
Coding region: 10-645 (211 amino acids)
Source: RefSeq, a predicted model, not a curated record
UAAAAAGCUAUGGUUGGAAAAGGCUCCCCAAGGUUCAACAUAGGUGGUUCCCCAAAGUUGCGUAGGUUCAUUCCUACAACAAGUGCUACUAAAAAGAAGGCUUCUCCUAAAUGCAGUGGGGCAAAAAAGAGUGGAAGUUCUCCAAGAGUGAAACAAAGAGCGGAUUGGAAUCCAGGCCUUGAGAGGUAUCUUGUUGACAUUCUCCAUGAAUUUAAAGAUAGUGGAUAUAGAGGUGACAAUGGUUGGAACUCCGAAGGGUGGAAUAGAAUGGUCAAGGAGUUUCAUGUGAGGAACAAGUAUGUCUCCUUUACAAAGUCUCAAAUUCAGGAUAAAGAAGGUCAGCUGAAGAUAGACUACAAGAUGCUCAAAGCAGCAAAGCAACAGAGUGGGUCCACCUGGAAUGAGAAAAGGAAUAUGGUUGAAGGACCACCAGCUUUGUGGGAGAAUCUCAUGGUGACAUUUCCUAAAAUCAAGAAGUUUAACAACAAUAAGGCAACCUUCCCGCUCUUUGAUGCUUUGGGAGGCUUUAUGAUGGACACUUGGCUGAAGGGACUUGGAAUUGCACUUCUCUUGAGGCACCGCAAGAGGAAGAACCGAAUGAGCAACUUCAAGAUGCAGAAGAUGGACCACAAGGCUUUGAUCUGA